This is a messenger RNA of Saccostrea cuccullata (small rock oyster), 2412 nucleotides long. RefSeq lists its product as uncharacterized. NCBI's taxonomy places the organism in Eukaryota, Metazoa, Mollusca, Bivalvia, Ostreida, Ostreidae. The record is from RefSeq and is a predicted model, not a curated record. The coding region runs from base 463 to 2376 and encodes 637 amino acids. The transcript has 3 exons.
UCCUUCUUCACGGCGGAUUAUAUUUCCCAGUAGCGGCGUGUCCAGACGAAACGACGAGGCCAUGAUUUAAACCCCCCAGUUCAAUGCACGACAACACCGUGCCAACAUAUAAACUCUAUUGAUUGUUGGGGCAGAGACCGAAAGUAACUGGUGAUUUCGAAAUUUGUCUUGACGGACACACUUUAGAUGAAUGGAAUUAAGUGUUGAAAAGAAAAGUUUGUUUGUAAGUGCUUCGUGUGAAAUCUCUCCUCGUCCGUUUCGAAACAGACGCCACCGGUCGAGGACGUAAGAUAAUCGAUGCGGAAAUAUCCCGUUGCUUGUGCACAAAGACAAAUUGUUCCACAGGAAUGAUCGGAAAGUCACUAUCAGGACUACAUCUAUUUAUAACUAAGUUCGGAGAAUAAUGAGGAGUGGUUUGAUUGCUAAUAGGCGGAUCACAGGCUAUUAAUCAUACAGUUCGGGAUGCUAAACCGGCGGCGUGGUAGAAGAUAUAUCCGUAACUUCAUCCUUUUUGUUGUUGCGGUAACAGCCAUUGUUUAUUUCAACAUUCAAUUCAACUGGCCGGUGUUUCAUGUGUUCAGAAAUAAAAAUAUACUCGCUCCUUGUAUUUUGCCAAAAUAUGACAUCUACGAUCCCCAAUUAGACCGAUUCUUCUGGAGCCAAGUUCCUCUGAAAUGCGAAACUUGGGAAAAUCUGGUGUAUAUUGAUGCUGAGGGUAUCCUGCACGUCAACGAAACCGCCAUAUCAAGAAGUGGACACGGUCAUGUGACCUGCAAGUAUGGAAAAAUUCAUCUCCACGGGGAUUAUGGGAAAGUCAGCAUUGAGGAUUUAGUCGAGUUUAAGCAGCCCGAAUAUAUUGACACGGAUUUUAUCAAUGUGCAGUGUUUUAAUGAUGAUAACAAACAAAUUUACAAUAACCUUCACCUGCAUGUUGACAUUAAAAGUAUAAAGAAACAGAGGCAAAUUGGUAUGGAGAGUAAAGAUCAAUUAAGUGUUUACUUGUUUGGAAUUGACUCAAUGUCAAGACUCAUCACCGAAAGAAAAAUGCCAAAAACUAUGAAAUAUUUACGAGAGGAACUUGGUGCGUAUGUUUUCAAAGGAUACACCAAAGUAGCAGAUAAUUCGUAUCCUAAUCUACUUCCGGUUUUUACCGGUUUGAAAGCAUAUACAAAAGAAGUACCCCCUGGAAUAGAAAAUAUCCCAUUCAUAUGGAAGAACUUUUCUCGAAAAGGAUAUAUAGAUCUUAUGUCAGAGGACCAUCCGGGGCUCGCCUGUUUUCAGGGAUUUAAUGACCCUCCCGUCACACACUAUCUGCGGCCAUUUUUUAUGGCCAUGGAGAAAAUUGUGAGUCCUCGUAGUGCCCUCAACAAUGCCUAUAUGUUUGUGCAACACAGAAAUUUUUUGCAAAAUAGUGCCUCUCCGAUGUGUUUUGGAAAUCAGCUAAAACACAAAUACGUUAUGGAUUACACUAGCCGCUUUAUAGAAACCUACGGGUCUCAUUUAAAAUUUGCAUGGUCGUGGAUUAAUGAAAUUACGCAUGACUUCAUUAAUAUUGUUGAACUGGCAGAUAAGGAUGUCCUCGAACAUUUUAGAUGGUUAAAGGAAAGCAGACGAUUAGAAAAUGCUGUACUGAUUUUCUUUGGUGAUCACGGUCCAAGGUAUAGCGAGAUGCAGAACACAGCUGUUGGAAGAAUAUCAAACCUUCUUCCACUAUUUACAAUGGUGCUUCCUGAUCAUAUAAAAUCCAGGUUUCCCCAUAUACACCGAAAUGCUAGGACAAAUAUCAAUAGAUUAUCAACACAUUAUGACUUCUUUGAAACACUGAAAGACAUUUUGAAUUCAGAUUUUGCUGAAAAACCACCAAUAGACAGCACUAACAUUCCGAGAGGGAUUAGUUUGUUUCGAGAAAUUCCAACGAGUAGGAGCUGUCAAAGCGCAGAUAUAUCAGAACAUUACUGUCCUUGUUACUCAUCGAAGGAAAUUCCUCCGCAAGACGAAAGAGUGCGCAUUGUUGCGGACUUCGUCGUUGACAAAAUCAACACUAUCCUACAAGAGAUUCCUGGGAGGUGUGCUAAAUUGUCCCUCGACUCAAUUCAACAAGCCUCCCUCGUAUAUGCUGAUAUGGAAAGGGACUCGGGAGCCGAAAGCUAUUUUUCAUUUAGGAGUUAUUUAUGGUCGAUCAAGGAAAAGACGCGUAUUCUUGUAACUCUGAAAACUAAGCCUGGUGGGGCACAAUUUGAAACGACUGUAGAGUAUCGUGGUAAAAGAAAUAUUAAACUUUUAGGUGAUAUUAAUAGAACUAAUAAAUAUGGUGACCAAGCCAAAUGUAUCAAAUUUGAAGAGAAAUUUUAUAGAUUAUAUUGUUUGUGUUUGUGAUUUUGAAACAACAGUUGAAUUAAAUCAAAAGAAGUU